Fukomys damarensis (Damara mole-rat) is the source of this 2599-nucleotide messenger RNA. RefSeq names its product DEF6 guanine nucleotide exchange factor (gene Def6). Gene Ontology annotation, cellular component: nucleus; cytoplasm. The record is from RefSeq and is a predicted model, not a curated record. NCBI's taxonomy places the organism in Eukaryota, Metazoa, Chordata, Mammalia, Rodentia, Bathyergidae. The transcript is spliced from 10 exons. The coding region runs from base 56 to 1597 and encodes 513 amino acids.
CUGAAACCGGAUCUUGGUGUCAGAGCCGCCCCUGGGCCGGGCGGGCGCCUCAGCCAUGUCCCUGCGCAAGGAGCUGCUCAAGUCCAUCUGGUACGCCUUCACUGCGCUGGAUGUGGAGAAGAGUGGGAAGGUCUCCAAGUCCCAGCUCAAGGUGCUGUCCCACAACCUGUACACGGUCCUGCACAUCCCGCACGACCCCGUGGCCCUGGAGGAGCACUUCCGAGAUGACGAUGACGGCCCAGUGUCCAGCCAGGGCUAUAUGCCCUACCUCAACAAGUACAUCCUGGACAAGGUGGAGGAGGGGGCUUUCGUUAAAGAGAACUUCGAUGAGCUGUGCUGGACGCUGACAGCCAAGAAGAACUACCGAGCAGAUAGCAACGGGAACAGCGUGCUCUCCAGUCAGGAUGCCUUCCGCCUCUGGUGCCUCUUCAACUUCCUGUCUGAGGACAAGUACCCACUGAUCAUGGUUCCUGAUGAGGUGGAAUACCUGGUGAAGAAGGUGCUCAGCAGCAUGAGCCUGGAGCUGGGCUUGGGCGAGCUCGAGGAGCUGCUGGCCCAGGAGGCCCAGGCGGCCCAGGCCACCGGGGGGCUCAGCGUUUGGCAGUUCCUGGAGCUCUUCAACUCGGGCCGCUGUCUGAGGGGCGUAGGGCAGGACACCCUCAGCAUGGCCAUCCACGAGGUCUACCAGGAGCUCAUCCAGGACGUCCUGAAGCAGGGCUACCUGUGGAAGCGAGGACAGCUGAGGAGGAACUGGACCGAGCGCUGGUUCCAGCUGCAGCCCAGCUGCCUGUGCUACUUUGGGAGCGAGGAGUGCAAGGAGAAGAGAGGCACCAUCCCGCUGGACGCACAGUGCUGUGUGGAGGUGCUGCCGGACCGCGACGGGAGACCUGGCUCCGCGUCCCCCACCGUCCCACAGGCCCGGGCCACCAUGCAGGCUGAGAUGGAGCUGAAGAAGGAGGAGGCGGCCCGGCAGCGGCAGCGCAUCCAGGAGCUGGAGGAGAUGCAGGGACGGCUGCAGGAGGCCCUGCAGCUGGAGGUCAAGGCUCGGCGGGACGAGGAGGCCGUGCGCCUCGCACAGGCCAGGCUGCUGGAGGAGGAGGAGGAGAAGCUGAAGCAGCUGAUGCAGCUGAAGGAGGAGCAGGAGCGCUACAUCGAGCGCGCGCAGCAGGAGAAGCAGGAGCUGCAGCAGGAGAUGGCGCUGCAGAGCCGCUCCCUGCAGCGCGCCCAGCUGCAGCUGGAGGAGGUGCGGCAGAACCGGCAGAGGGCGGACGAGGACGUGGAGGCUGCCCAGCGGAAGCUGCGCCAGGCCAGCACCAAUGUGAAACACUGGAACGUCCAGAUGAACAGGCUCAUGCAUCCGAUCGAGCCUGGAGAUAAGCGCCCGGUCACCAGCAGCUCCUUCUCAGGCUUCCAACCCCCGGUGCUUGCCCGCCGCGACUCCUCCCUGAAGCGCCUGACCCGAUGGGGAUCCCAGAGAAAUCGGACCUCCUCACCUAACAGGAGUGAGCAGCAGAAGCCCCUCAAUGGUGGGGACAAGACUCCCGCCCCAGCUUCACCCUCUCUGGAAGAAAAACUGGAUCCAGCACCAGAAAAUUAGCCUUCCUCACCCCUUGUUCCUACCAAUGUCACGUCUACCGGGGCCUGGCCACAGCUGGCCUGUGGGUGACACUGGCCCCUGCUAGGAGAGGGCUGUGAGGUCGGGUGCCAGGAGCCCGGCCCUCCCACCGGAAGACACCGCGCUGGGACCGGGUGGGCUUCCCAUCGCCCCAGGCCCAGACCGCGGGGCUGUCCGGGAUGCUGACGCCUCAGAGCUUGGCCUCGAGGACCCAAUGACCUGGGCAGGGACAGAACGGACAGACAAGACAAGGGCCAUCUGCCCCCGGCUGCCACCAAGCUAUGGAGGCAUUUUUCUAAAUAAAAACCACUCUGGGAAAGAAUGACCGGCUCAGGUCUGUCCACAUCUCAGCCACUUCUCCCUCCUUCCCUGGAGUCUGGCAGUGGUUCGGAUUUGGACUCUGGAACUGUGCUGCCUGGGUUCUGAACCUAGCUCUGCCGCCCGGGGACCGAGGAUGACUUUGUCCGGCCUCCCUCACAUCUCUGUACUGUAGAUUCCACGCUGGUGAAGUGGAGAUAAUUGUGCCUGCUUUAGAGGCCGUGUGAGGACUGCGUGCUUAGCACGAGAACUAGGGUUAGUAUCCGCCACUGUGUUUAUUGAGCAUCUGCUCUCUGCCUGGUGAUUUCUUUGGUUAUUUAAUUCUCCACAACCCCCAGGGCUGGAUUCUCACUGCUGUCAUUUUGCAACUGGACAAUUAAGGCUCAGGGAGAUCAGGCACCCUUCCCAAACUUGCUUUUCUUCUCCUGUUCUCUGACUCACUGACCUUAUUACCUCAGAUGAGAGAUCUGGUUAUCUGGAACUUAAAAAGAUUUUCUUUCUCUCUAAACCUAUCAUCAAAUCCAUUAGGUUGUCUCUCCUUUGUAUCCUCACAUCUGUCUUCUUUUCCAUACACUGGGCCAUGCUGUGGCUGAGGCCUUGGUAUCUUUCAUCUGGGUGUUGACCUUCGAGUCCUUCUCCACCUUGCCCAAUAUCUAAUAAAUCAAU